Cordyceps militaris CM01 is the source of this 1161-nucleotide messenger RNA. RefSeq names its product cyclin. The record is from RefSeq and is a predicted model, not a curated record. Gene Ontology annotation, cellular component: cyclin-dependent protein kinase holoenzyme complex; nucleus. Gene Ontology annotation, molecular function: protein kinase binding; cyclin-dependent protein serine/threonine kinase regulator activity. Bases 1 to 1161 code for a protein of 386 amino acids. Lineage: Eukaryota; Fungi; Ascomycota; Sordariomycetes; Hypocreales; Cordycipitaceae. Gene Ontology annotation, biological process: regulation of cyclin-dependent protein serine/threonine kinase activity. The transcript has a single exon.
AUGGCUUCUUCACCAUCCAGAAUGCUCAACAUCAACGAGCUCAACAAGCACGCUCUCGAGCAGUUUGUCUACCAACCCGUCAGCCGCGACAUGAUUUCCUACCUCGCACAAGCCGCUCAUAAUGUCAUCUCUUGCGACUCUUCACUCAUGCCUUCGCAACACAACGCCGAUUCUCAACACAACGCCCCUCCGACGCCGCCUGAGAGCCCCGAGUCUGCUCCCGUCAAGCCCGCCGACGGUGGCCUUCCCACCGUCGAGGAAUUCAUCACCCAGCUCGUUAUUUCCUCCAACGUUCAAGUCCCGACUCUCAUGUCGACGCUCGUCUACCUCACCCGCCUCAAGUCUAAGCUCCAGCCCAUGGCUCGUGGUCUUCGAUGCACCGCCCACCGCAUCUUCCUGGCUUCUCUCAUUCUCAGUGCCAAGUACCUCAACGACUCGUCUCCCAAGAACAAGCACUGGGCCAACUAUACCCACAUCAGCACCGACAUGUACUCGUUUGGCUUCAGCCGCACAGAGGUCAACCUCAUGGAGAAGCAGCUCCUCUUCCUUCUCGACUGGGAUCUCCGCAUCGUCGAGGAGGACCUAUACCGCGCGUUCGACGACUUCCUCGAGCCUCUCCGCCACAAGGUCGCCCUCGCCCACGCCAAGCGCAUGCGCCACCGCGAGGAGAAGCGUCGCCAGCAGGAGCUGUAUGCCGCUGCCGCCUCGGCGUCCAUUCGCUAUCCCAGCCCGCCUUCGUCCCGUGGCCAGUCUCGCUCCCGACAUGCCAGCCCCGAUUUCCGUUUGGCCGCUAUCCGUGCCGGCUCCAUCACCCCGCCCGGCCUCACUUACAGCAGCUCGGCAAGCUCUUAUGCUUCGUCGCUCGCCUCUGGCUCGAGCAGACAACACUCGCGCUCUACCACGCCCCUCGACUCCGAGACGGACCCUUUUGCGUACCAGUCGAUCCUUGGCGACAGUCUCUGCGACUCCCCGGUCGAUCUGGCCAUGGACAAGGAUGCGAUUGCUGCCUCGACGCGCACGCUCAAGCCGACAGCCAGCAGACUGCAUCUUCACGACAUGGCCGAGGACCAUUACCAGCAGAUGCAGGAUGGCGUCAACAAGAAGCGUCACCGCCGCGGCAUGUGGAGCCGUUUGCUGGGUGGUGCUCCGACCGUGCGAUAG